AUGACAACCGCACCGAUGAAAUCUCUUCAAGAGCAUUCAUUAAUUAUACAGCGCGAUAGCACGAUUCUACAGAUUAAUGACCAUUCAGUGGACAAAAUUCUUUCAGGAAUCAAAUUAGGCAGAGAACAAAAAUGUAAAUUAUACAAAUGGUCAGUUUUGUCGCAAGCAAUGAUUGCUCAAACUCAAAUCUUUGAACAAACUCGUAUGUUUGAUAACACAUCAGUCGCUAUUUCCGAUGUUCUGAUUGAUAUGAAAAGAGCAUACCAAAAUCAAAAUCAGAAUCGUUCCUUCGCACAAUGCUUUCUGAUUGAGGAUUGUAGCGAAUGCAAGAUUAUAACAGCUGCACUGGAUAGUACUAAUUCACUAGAGCAGAUCAAGUGUUGCAAAAAUGCAGUGGAUGUAUUAGUGUAUUGUGUUGAAAUGGCCUGCAACUUUGAAAAUCACUGA
Brugia pahangi is the source of this 447-nucleotide messenger RNA. The record is from the annotation of a GenBank genome assembly. Lineage: Eukaryota; Metazoa; Nematoda; Chromadorea; Rhabditida; Onchocercidae.